This is a messenger RNA of Scleropages formosus (Asian bonytongue), 4712 nucleotides long. RefSeq lists its product as uncharacterized. Lineage: Eukaryota; Metazoa; Chordata; Actinopteri; Osteoglossiformes; Osteoglossidae. Gene Ontology annotation, molecular function: molecular adaptor activity. The record is from RefSeq and is a predicted model, not a curated record. Gene Ontology annotation, biological process: regulation of Golgi organization; positive regulation of microtubule nucleation; centrosome cycle. Gene Ontology annotation, cellular component: centrosome; Golgi apparatus. Bases 1312 to 3654 code for a protein of 780 amino acids. The transcript has 10 exons.
CUUCCUUUUUUUCCCACGUUGCCGUCGAUUAAUGUGUUAACGUACAAAAUUGUCAAGACUUAGCGCCGUGUAUUAAAUAUGAGAACAAACGCCAGUGUCUUCUGGAGCGUAUAGUCACCUUUAUGGGGCGUAAGAGGGCAAAUUCCGCGUUACGGAUUGAGAGUGAGAGACAUCAUGCUCAUCAUGGGAACUAUGACGGGUUUAGAUUUAUUUAUACUACAUAAAACAUACAUUAUGGUGUACAUUGAGCACAGAAAUUUCUAACAGUAGCAUAACGCUACACUGACUGAAUCAGUGCCAGCCAGUUUUGGUGAUUUGCUGAAACAAACUAAUCAACAAAACACAAUUUUUUACCGAAUUCACCAGAACUUAACGAUUACAAGUGGCAGAGCUUCUUUGUGUGUCAUUUUAAAAGUAAUUUUUAAAAUGCGUGUGGUGGUUUUAAAAAGGUAACUUAUUGAACAUAUUGAAGUUCACCCGCCGCUGCAGUCGAGUGCAGAGCUUCACUAGUAACUUAUGUGGGCUCCGUGCGGCCGUAUUUCCUCGUGUACACGCAAACGGCGCAGAGGAAAAUCCCUCUCACAGUUUGAUUUAGGUCAUGCAUGGAAAUGGCCGAUGAAGAGACAGUUAUUCUUGAUCGAAUUUUGUGGGGUUAACUUGAAAAGUGGAGGCUGGUCUUAUUUUCUCGAUUAGAGUAUUGCGCGCAUAUUACAUAUUAGCGUGGUAGUAGGCUGCAGUUGAAGGUCGCAGUGUGCCACUGUAAACAGGCACACAGCUGUUCCAGAGCAAACAGGUCAGUGAACAAGGCUGAAAGCCUGCACUGUUCCUGCCCUCUGGUCUACUGCAGCAUUUCAAACAAACAAUGGUGGAAAAUCCAUAAGGGGUGUAACAGCAAAUUUAUUCUGCAGUCGACAGCACAUUUCCUUCUUUUUUUAAAACGCAAUUUCAGUUUUUUCCUGGAGUAUACUGUUUCCAGCACCCACACACAAGUUGAAUAUUACUGUCAACAUAGUUUUAAUUUAUAAUUUUUAGAGGUAUCUAUAUUUCAUGCUUUGACUCCAUUUGCUGCAAAGUUCAGUUGUCCUAUUUCUAAAAGCACCAAGGAAUUUAUUUCAGGAAGAAAACAUGCAUGAGCGAAACAGAAUUGGGAGUUUUGUAUGACCCAUGUGUCAUUCAGAAACUAAACAUUAAAGCCAUGAAACAGUCAUGUGCUUUGAUCAAAGAUCAAGUUGUUAAUACCAUUUGUAUUUUUCCAGAAAUUCCUUAAUUUAAUUUCAGGACUUUUAAGUAUUGUUUGUCACUGAAAUCACCAUGACAACGAAAGACAAGGAAGAUGGAUGUCGACUCUGUGGAGGGGUACUGCUGGGCAACCAUCGGAGGUGGCUAUUUGCAGGCCAGAAGAAGAGACCCCCCCAGAGUCCCUCUGACACCAUCAGCAAAGAUGGCCGGAGUAGGUCGGCCCGGAGUAGCCCAUGGGGUAGCAGUCUAUCCUUGAGUUCCUCCCACUCCCUCUCAAAGUCACAAUCCUUGUCCUCCCCCUCAAGAGGUGUAGACCUGCUUACUGUGCUGAAACACAUAAUAGGGAAGGCUGUACCACGAGACAGCGGGCAGGGGGAGUUCCUAUGUGGAAAAUGUGUGUCAGUUUUGGAGCGAGUUUUCAAGUUUGACACUGUCAUUGCUCGAGUCAAAGUCUUGUCUUCUGAGAAGCUGCAGAAUCUGAGUCAAGAGAGGGACAAGAUAAGACAGUGGGUUUACAGUGUUUAUAGACAACGUAAUGCUGAUGAAUGGCCAAUGAAAGGAAGCACCAGUGAGGAUGAUGAGGGAGGUGGGACAGACAGAGGGAACCAAGAAGAAGAUGGCUAUAGGGAUUUGCUCAAAGACAAUAUGGCCCUGUCAGAAUUUGAGUUUUGGUCAGAAAAAUGGAAAACUUGCCCUUAUUUUCGGAGAACGGGUAAAAGAUGUAAGAAGGGUAAAAACUGUGAAGGGUGCAAUGCUCUGCGAGUUUCAGACUCAGACUAUGAGUCGGUUUGCGGAGUCCCUCGUUUCCUCCAGUUUCAGCCGUUUUCCCCGCUGCCCCUAUCUCGGGACAAGUCCCGUAGCAUGCCCUUACAUUGGUCAAGGUUGUCAUCAGUCAGCUCUGACACUGCAUCCUUAGCAGGCUCUUGUCUCUCUCUGCAGGGACCUUCUCACUCUGAAUCUAUUCAGUCUUUGGAUUCACUGGAUGGCUAUGAAGCCUUCCAUUGGUCAGGGGAGCCUCCGGUUACUGUAGGAAAUGUUCUCCGUGAGCUAAAGGGCAUAAUAGCAAAACCAGUCACUUCUCCAGCAGGGAGUAGAAUUCCGGUUCGGGAUAGGAAGAAGGAGGGGUUUUCGGUAGCUGCAGGUGAAAGGUCAGGGACAGGUGUUGUAAGGGUGCUGAGUUUUGGAGAGGGAGAUGACGAGGAUGAAGUCAUCAAUGGAGAAUCCAAAGAUGUGUUAACUGAGCUGACUGAUGAGUUUAUUCCUUUACACAGAGAGAGUAAAGGUCGAAUGCACAAUGUAGUCAGACAGCUAAGAGGACAACUGGACCAAGCUGUUGCACGCAUCAAGACCCUUGAGGCCGAUCUUAAGGUUGUAAAUGGACAUACAGCAGAGGAUGCCAGUCAGCUAGCAGUUCUGGAAAAGGCUGGCAGCGAGAGUGUGCUGCUCCAGAGUGUGGCAAAUGCACUACACUGCAGAGAAAAAGUCAUCCAGGACUGUAUGACUUGGGUCCAAAAACUAUGUGCAGGUGUCGGUGUGGAAGCUGAAGCAGGGGAAAAACUGGUGGAAAAACUGAGAGAUGUACUGGAAAACACACGCAUAGACAAUGAGAGUGUGUUCGAAUCCAUGCUUUCCGAGCAAAGAGGGACGGAGCAAAGACUGGAGAGAGAGAUGGAAGCUCUAAGGGAGGCUACAAGAGAGAGGGAGAGGGACCUCAACAUGCUGAGCACCGUUCUGCAGUGCAACCAGGACAUUAUCUCAGAACUGCGACUGGAAGUGAGUGAACGAGAGCGAGCACAAAAAGAGGGGCAGCGGGAGAAGGAGGUGUGGAGACAGAGAGACCAGACCAUGACUGCACUGCUACAAGAGAAGGAAGCCCUCAUAUGCUUCCUGAAAGAGGCGCUGGACAGCGCACAGCGGGAUAUACAGGCUCUUUCGGACUCUGUGAUUGGACAAGGAGUGUCGGGUGCAGGGGCUGAGGCUGCUCUGGCCUAUCAGCUGAGAGAAAAGGAGAUGCUGCUGUCCCGCUGGUUGAAAGACAAAGAGGAGCACGGUGCCUCCUUGUUGCAGGAAGUCGAUCGGCUUAAUGUGAGCUUGAAAGACCUUGAAACUCUGAUGCAGACACAGAGGGAAAGUCACAGUCAGACUGUGUCCGCACUGUCAGCGCAGCUGAAGGAAACGCAGAAGGAGCUGCGGGAGAGAGAGAAAGAGAACAAGGAAGCAAAGCGGCAGUGGCAGAGUGAAAAGGAGCAGAGUACUGCGGAAGAGAGGAAACUAAGAGAAAAUCUAGAGAUGAGAGAUAAGCUUAUACAGCAGGUCCUCCUGGAUUCAGAGGCACGAGAUCAACUAUUAGCGGAACUGCAGCAGAAUCUCCUGAUGAAGGUGGAACCUCGAACAGCUCUGAAACACACUCUCUGAGAGGGAUCUGAAUUGGAAUUCCAUACAAGGGACACUAGUUCUAAUAGAAAGGUUGUUGAUGCCAAGUUUGAGCAGAGGAUGUCAGGCUUGUUACCAGCGUACAUUUUUCUGCAAGUAGCUUUCCGUUCUCCAGAACGACUGCACUUUUUUUUGACAAAGGAAGUGGAAAAACAGAAUGAUUAAAAUAAAACCAAUUUUUAUGUCUUGGGAGAAGAAUGAAAGGCAAAUGAUGCUAAGAAAGGAAGGAUGUACGUAUAUUUUGGAGUUUUUAUUGGUUUGAAUACACCUCUAUUGAAAUUAAUUUGUCUGGGAGUUGGGUAUUUAACUAUGUAUUGUUUACAUAAUGUUAAGGUUAGAAACUGUCUUCUGUUAUAUGGGUGGCAUUUUAUGUGUUAUGUUUGAUGGUGACUUGCCUGCUUUACUGUGAACAUGUGUGAAGUGUGAUUGGAAGCUGAUUGUCAGAGGUCAUUUAAAUAGAUUUAUUUGACCAGGUAACUUAUGUAAUAUGCCAGAAUACCUGCCUUCACGUAUUCUACAGGAGCAGUUUGAGUACAAGGGAGGGUGUUUCCCCCAAGGUAAAAAUUUCAUCUGUUGUGAUUCUGUACAUUAACUAGUUCCUCACACAACUGCCUCAUUACCACAGCGGAAUUGUUCAAGUAUUUUAGCUUGCUACCAACUGUCAUAGGCCAAUACUUUAUGAAUUUAUAUACCCAGAAAUUGUUCAACAAGUUUACAAAUGAUGGGAUAGAAUACUGGAAAUUAACUGCUACGAAAUCAGCCAACACUUGCCUUUCAUGCUGUUUAACUGUACACUGUACAAUAUUUAAAUUCUGUUUUAGUUAAUUCAAAAGCUAGGUUGGUUUGGAUAUUGCUGCAUGGGGAAAAGCAAUUUUUAGCCUUUUGUCACUGACUUUUCAGUUGUUAUAAGAAAUAGUUUGAAUUGGUUUAGGUCGUUGUUUUGAUACACCUCCUGCCUUCAUCCGCACUGCCACUAAGUUACUGGCGCUGAUAUGAAAUAAAAUGUACCCCCCGCAUUACGAUCCGUACCGCGAUUCUCU